Pecten maximus is the source of this 8579-nucleotide messenger RNA. Its product is annotated as ankyrin repeat and fibronectin type-III domain-containing protein 1-like. NCBI's taxonomy places the organism in Eukaryota, Metazoa, Mollusca, Bivalvia, Pectinida, Pectinidae. Gene Ontology annotation, molecular function: protein binding. The coding region runs from base 961 to 5061 and encodes 1366 amino acids. The record is from RefSeq and is a predicted model, not a curated record. Gene Ontology annotation, biological process: signal transduction; regulation of establishment of bipolar cell polarity; establishment of mitotic spindle orientation. The transcript is spliced from 26 exons. Gene Ontology annotation, cellular component: spindle.
AAGAUUUUUAGAAAGCUAAAAUUUAAAAUGAUUUUGAAACUCUUCAUCAUAGCUAAGAUGAGGUAUGGAAAUCAGGACAAUGGCUCUAGGUAUUUACAUCACGGUGAGUAAAAGCAAAUAGGAUCAUCUUUUGUCGAGAGGUUUAACAAUUGCGUUGAAAUGGACACUGUUUGCUAAGGCUUUGACUCUGCUACUUUGUACUUUAGUUUGAAGUAACAAAAGCAAGGUAGCAGAAGAGGUCUCUCUGUGGAAUCAAUCACUGAGCCCAACAACAGUUUACAUUGGCUACUCACAGGAAACCAAGUCGCAAAGUGUAGCAGGCCAACAUGUGUUUGACAGGGUGUACAGGUAAAUUUGUCCGAUGGUGAAUGGGAUUAUCAAUGAUUGUGGCGAUCGAUCGAGGGAGUUGAGUCAAUUUGAGAAUGUUAAAUGCCUAACAUUAUCAAGCGUAUAUGUUAUUUGUAUUGGAGGGGGAUAGGAGGUCUAUUUAGAUAGUAGUGAGUACUGUCUGUGAAAAUGCCCACCGUUUUCACUUAGGAUUAAAUAGGAAUUUAGUCUAAGUUGAAACCAGUGUAUACUUAGGUAUGUUUGAACGCUUAUGUAGAUAUAAUGUAUCUUUCCGUCUUUGAAAUAGGGAUCUGUUGUAAAAUUAAACCGAUGUUCCAUUCUGCUACAGUGGAGUUUGUCCUAUGAGUAUUAAAUCGGGGUAUUUAUGCGGUCGGACGCUUUGGUCGGUCAUGGUCCGGUGUAACAGUAUAGCCUGGUGUUUCCAUGCUAGAUGACCCUAUGGAAUUAUUUUCUAUAUCUGAUGUGGAUUUAUUAUUAAUGAAUACCUGUGGUAUAAUAAACUGGAUGAAGGGAGAGUGUAUAGUGAUAGCUUCAAUUUCUUGUGAUUCAGGAACAGAAGAUGAAAUUGUGAAAGGGAUAAUAUCAAGGAUAUGAUUUGAAGUAUGAGCCAUUAUGUCAAGCUGCGAUGAUAUUGAUGAGAAGAGUAAUUUACCGAGACACAGAAUGCGGUCCCUUUCACUACCACAACUGUUGUCUUGUCAUCUGAAAGGUGCAGCUCCUCAAAUUACAAACAUUCUCAGUUAUAAUUCUCACUACUCAGAGUUAUCUGCUCUUGAUAAGAUGGUCGGCUUUAAUGGUAAGCCUCAUCUUGGGUGUGAUAGGUAUGGAGUGACUAAAGAAGAGGAGGAAGAGGAGGAGGAAAGGGAGGUAGAGGAAGAAGGGGACACAUUUGAUGACAGAAUCUUAUCUAUCAGAUAUGCAGACAAGGCUGUUGAGGCAUAUGAUAUACCAGAUGUCAUAAGUCAGGAGGACAGCAGUAGUGCUGAACCGGAGCUGUACUGCUUUGAAGACUUCGUCCCAGGUAUUGAUGAAGUACCUACGGCUCUCAUGGUAUCCCCUAAAGGCAGAGCAGGAUUGUCACGGUCAGAUAGCCUCUUUACACCGACCAUAACUGGAAAAGCAGCCGGUCGAGAGCUACAAAGAUCCAAGACUCUGCCUAUCAUCAGAAGCCCAGUAACAACUUCUACAGAAAGUAAUGAGUCCGCUGCCACAGGGCAAUUUCUGACUCAAGAAGCCAAUGACAAGAAUGUCUGGCUCCGGACCCCAAGUCCUGACAGCUCUGAAUACUCUGGGUCAUGUGACAGUGGGAGUGGCAGAAACCUGGCCCGCAGUAAGUCUCAGAAAUCCAGACCCAGAAGCCUCAGUCGUGAACGACGUCGCAUCUUCCACAAAAAUCCUGCAAACAAAGCUGAAGGGUCUGCCUGGAAUUUUGAUGAUGACACCGACUCCACAGCUUCUUCCGAAACGAUGACCAGCGGUGCUUCCGAGGAAGGUGCCAGUCACCAGCGUCCAUCUAGUCAGCUGUUCUAUACAACACCACCUAAAGCUAACAUGGUACGGAAUCAGGAUGAAAAGAGACUAGAAAGCUCUGGUGGAAUUUACAAGAUUGGACGACGUCUGAGUCAGAAGGACAAAGGAAAAGAUAACCUCUGGCAGCAGAGACAACGCUCCGUGAGCUUGGACUGUGGAGAUGGAAGGAAAAUCAAGAUAUUUAUGAGUGACAAUGAGACUACAGGGGUAGCAGACGUUCCGGCCAUCUUGCCCACAUCCCCAGGAGUUCCAGCUCACAUGCUCAACUUUAGUGCAAUGAACUCCGCAAACAGACCAAAAACACUCACAGUUGCAACACCGAAGAAAAGGGGAUCCACUUGUAGUGAGUCUGAUGUUAUUACACCUAACAGACUUUAUGACAAGAAAAAAACGGACAGAGAAAGGAAGGGCUCUCCUGAAAGUCAAGCUCUGUUUGAGGCGGUAGAACAGCAGAAUAUAGACCUAGCCAAAACAGUACUGGAGGCUGGAGGGCUACAUAUCAACAGUACGAAUAGUGAAGGGUUAACUCCCCUUGAUGUGGCGGUGAUGACCAAUAAUAUCCCCAUGGCUAAGAUGUUGCUGUUACAUGGUGCUCGGGAAAGUCCGCUCUUCCAGAGGAAUAUUGAUAGUCGAUCGGACAGACUGGACGCCCUCGUUUCCGAGGCGGAGAAGAGGGUUGUUGACCUAUCAGCCAUUAUUUUGAACACUUCUACAAACAAUGGAUACAUAUCAAACACCCAACAGAAGGAGAAUGAACGACAGUUAAAUCACUGGGAAUUCCGACACAAACUUCUGAAGAGGAUGAAGGCUGGAUAUGACCAUGCCCGUGUGCCCGACCCACCGAGCUGUGUGAGCCUCUCCGUGGCCAGUAGCUCCUCCCUUCAGGUUCGAUUUGACGAGCCUCUCAACCACAAUGGUGCUGUCGUCACCAAGUACAAAGUGGAGUGGAGUUGCUUUGAAAACUUUGUACCCCUGGCCGGAGACCAGAUCGUAGAAGAUAUGCGCCACCUAGAGUAUGAGGUUCCUGGCCUGGUCAAGGGAAAUAAGUACUACAUCCGGGUGUCUGCCUGGAAUAUGAAGGGCUACAGCCCCUUCACCUCUGCCCAGCCUACCUACGCAGUGCCAUCGUCCUGGAGAGAUGUAGACGGAUCUAUGGCUUCAAGGACGAAUGGUAAACUGGAACACUUGGCAGGCAUAUUUUCGAAUGUGAAGCAGCUCCGACCUGCAGAUGCUUCAGAAUUAAAAGAAAAUGCCGGUGGUGAUUCUCCUCAACAACGCAAGAGAAAGAGUUUAAAAAAUUUGUUUACCUCGGCACCAAAAUUCCAAAAGGCAUUAAAAAGAGGAGUAUAUAUGGCUUGUCUACUCUAUAAUGGAGAUAAGGUGUUUGUAACUUCGGAUGAGCAGCUACCGGUAGUCGAGGUAGACGAGAACUUUGCUGGUCCUGCCGUUUAUAAUGACCUCCAUUGGUUAAUGAAGAUUUCCUGUAACUGGGAUGAUGUGAAGUCCUUUCGUCAGGACAUGGAUAAAAACACCAGUGCAGGCACCAUGCAUUUUCGUAACAAACUCCUUCAGGCAAUAUCAGUGUUACAGAGCGCUCUUGGCUUUAAUGAACUUGGUCAGUUUCACCAUAAACCCCUGAAGGACAUCAACGGCAGCAUUAUACUGACAACUGUCAACGAUGUCAAGGAAAUCAAAUCGGUCAGUCUCGGUUCUGGAAAGUGGGUCAACUCUGCAAAGUUGUUGAGGCGUACUUCUACGCCAAAUUCUGGAGGGUCAAGUACCGAUUCCACAGACUCCAUGGAUAUUCUAGUCAACUCCAUGUCUGAGAUGGUGACGUACCACCAGGCCAGUACAGUACCACUGAGUAAGGGUCUCUACCUGGGUUACCUCAAAGUCCAAGUGUCAGUGGAACUCAUCCAGCUCCUCGUCCCCAGUAAGGCCCCAAACAACCUUCCCAAUGUCAGACUCCGCAGUUGUCCCAACAUCUCCAAAGAGGAGUGGGAGUGGCUACAGGAAGUGAGUUCUGGGAGAUCGACAGCAUCCUCUACCACAUCACAACGCCGCUUCCAGAGAGAACUGAUAGACGGUGCUGACAAACUCUUUGACAUGCUAGAUAUCCCAGAAAACCUUGCAAAUAUUCACCGUAUCUAUGACCUUGAGGUCGUGGAGGUGAGCAGUGAUGUGACCUUCCUACUACUGCUGCCCCCUAUAGAGAAUGUGUGUAUUGUUCCUGGCCAGGCUGACGAUCUGGCAUCAAAGAGAGACUUUAUGCUUCUUCCUGUCAAAGUAUUUGAAACAAUCCACCUAAAUACGUACCAAUCUCAGCUUCUGAGUAAAUACUCGCGCCUCUCUUCCUUACUUGAGAUGGACCUGGCUCUGGCACAGCAAGCACAAAGAGAGGCCUUUUCGUCUGGUGAGCUGAGUUCUGCAAAGUUAAGAGUUGACAAACUCAACACACUACAGCAGCAUUUAGACUUCGCCUGGAAAAGUACACGAUGGGUGAUGGACAUUAUCACGUAUGCUCGUGACAAAUCUGUGCACGGAGGAACGCAUGUCAGUCUGAUCACUAACAUAGGCAAGGAGAAAGAUGAACCAGAUUUUCACGGAAAAACAAAUGGCAAAAUUCUAGAUAAUAAUAACUCCCAGCCUAGUUGUGGGUCAAGUGCAUGUGAUUCAAAUGAAAUAAGUGUUGGAAAAGACAAUCGAAAGAUUGCGAAAUUUUACGAUCCAACUGAGGAUGUUCAACGAACAAACGGACACAUACAAAAGGAACGGGAAUGUACCCCUACAGAGGUGAAGUCUCCGAUUUCCAAUUCACCAGAAUCAUCGACAGGUAGUUCGGGGAUACUGGAGGUGUACGCAGCCUACGAGACAGGACUGUCAAAGGGGACGAGAGUGAGGCUUCAUGUCACUUCACGAACGACAGCAAGAGAAGUCGUCCAUCUUGUGGUGAAACAUCUCAACAAGGCCCUGGUAAUGAAGGGUAAAUCAGGCCCAACAUAUUCUGAGGAAAAAAUAGUUGACUUCUGUUUGGUGGCCGUAAUUGGUGCAAGGGAGAGAAUUCUCCGUGAUGACUAUCAGCCACUUCGGCUACAAAAUCCAUGGACUAAGGGCAGAUUAUUUGUGCGUUCAAAAAAUAAUCUUUUAGCAGCAAUUCAGCAAGGCCAUGCUACAGAGGUGUGACUGAGUAGGGCUGUGUAGUUAGCUGCUUCGACAUGAUCCACACAGACUCUGUCUUAACUAUUUGUCACCACUGCCUUCCUACUCUCCGGUUUUUAACCCCCAAUUAUUGUUUUCUAGCAUUCAUAAACUAUCAAAUUUACUGUCUGUUCAAUUUUUACCCCUGGUCUUUCAAAGAGAUUUUAUGCAUGGAUGAAUUUGCCCUUCUGAAGUUCAUACAUGAAAUUUGUACUUGUUAUAUCAUAUGUUAUCUUAGCAUAAAUCCUUUAUAGAAAGAAUAAAAGAGUUCCAAACACACAAUAACUACAAUAGUAUGUCUUUCCACAAAAAAAAUCAAAUUUAAGAAAAAAAGUAAACUUUAUUUUAUAAAUGGUGAUUUUGGUAACUUUAGCUUUAUAAUGUCUUGAUAGGAUUAAGUGUCACUGAAAUAUUUAAUCAAAAUUAAUUCAGGGGAGACAAAUCUCCCAUAACGUCAUAGCAGUGAUGCUGUAACAAAGGUACAGUAGUACAAUAGGUAUAUUUAUAAAGACUUAUAUACUUCAUAAUUCUGUAAUAUUUUGGAAAGGCAUCAGUGCAAGUUGGUGGAUGGAAAAAUCAAUGUUAAAAAUCCCUCCUUUUUAGUGCUUGAAGGCAGUGGUGUUUCCACAUUUGGGAUUAUCAUAUUGAUACCAUUUCUGAUUCGUGUGUCAUUGUAGAACAUUGAAAGCAUAUUGUGAUAUUGAAGUAUGUGUCAGUCACGCCAUUGCAUUACUGUAGUGUCACUAGGAGACCAAUAAUUUAUUAUUGUAGACAUUAAUUUAUUAACUGCUUUCAUCAUUCCAUUCAUUAUCAUUAUAAAGGACAAAAUCUAGUCUCAGUUUAAUAUUUAUUUUAACCAACAAAUCCUUCCAUUUCAAUUAUGUUGUAUUUCUAAAGGAGUAAACAUAAUCCGAGCAGUUUUGGGCAUUUGAAUACAUGUAUAUCAAAUUUGUUAAUAAAUUAAAUAUUUUGGGUAGAAUGAAUUAAAUAUUUUGGUAAAAAAUAAGUGUCAAAAUUACUUAAUCAUAUUUAUCAUGUAAUAAGCCCAAUGGUUGUAUAUAUAAACUUUGACUCCUCGAAGAAAGUGAGUAUGCUUAUUACAGAAAAAUGCAAUAGACAUGAUUGGGGUUAUUACCAGGCAUUGGGCUUAUUGCUGGAUAAAUAUGGUAGAUAUUCCGAUAAAAAUUGAAAAAUUGGAUUUAUCUUAAUAUAUAAUUAUGUUUUAGUUUGAAAUUAUUUUCUUAAAAAUCAAUAUGAAAUUGUGAAAGUUUUAAGAACAUUCUUACAACCAAAGCCAUUCCACAUAGAGUAUACUCCUUAACAUUACCAGUUAUACAUGCUUUUAAUGUAUAUUUCAAUGAUUAGUACUAAAUUAUAUAACCCUACCAAUUUUUAUAUAGACAACAAAACUAGUCACAAUUUGAAAACGUCCAUCUCUUGAAAUAUUUAUAAAUUGUUUUACCAUUUAAAUGUUUACUCACAGUACCACUGUUUACCAGUUAUGUAGUUAUCAUUUUUAACGAGGAAAAUCUAGUCCAAUUUUGCAUAUUUUAGGCAAUUAAUCAUAUUUAUAUUGAGAAAAAUCUUGAAAUAACAUGUGUUUUUUGAGGAAUUGUAUGGAAUAUUAUUCGCAUGACACAAAAGAUAUUAGCAUUUCACUUAUGUAAAGGUGACUCGGCACAUGUACCAGAAUUAAGAAAAUCUUGUUAGUACUGAGGCUCUUACUAUCUAUAAAUGAAAGUCUUGUUCAGCAUAGGUUAAAGAUCUGAUUGUAUAGUAGGUAUAUAUCUACUCUGGUAAUCAUCAAUAUAUAGGAUAACUGCAAUGUACAUGGAUACUCAAAAAAUCUUUUUUUUUCUUUUUUUUUUACCUGAGAUUAUUAUCAUGAUAGUACUUAAAAUUUACAGGGAAAUCUAAGAUGUAUAAAUCUAUUCAUCUGAAUUUAAGGGUUUUUACACCUGACAUAUAUAAUGAUUAGAUAUUUCCCACAAAAAAUCACUGUCAAAACAAUAGUUUAUAUUUUUGACCUUUUGAUCGUAAAGUGUACUUGGAGUUUUUUCAAGACACCUACAAAUUACUGUACAAAACUUAUUAGAAGUCCAGGAUUUAUAAUGGAGUGAUACUUGAACUACAUACAUUUCUACUUGUAACUGUUUGUAAGUAAUUUAUAAUUUGUAACACAGCUAGAAUGCAUAUUUUCAUACAAGACGCCAUUCAUUCCGAAUUCCAGAAAUUGUUACAAUAGAAUUCAGACCAUCACAUUUCAACUCAUCGUUCCAUGACAGCAGCAAGCAUCACAUGAUCUGUAGCAUUAUCCAUCUUAUCCUUCAAAUCAAGCUAAGAGCUUUUUUGCCAUAUAUAGUAACUAAGUAAAGUGCAAUGUUUUCUAUCACAAUGGAAUGUUUUACCUGUGCUCACCUGGUGUUAAAAAUCUCAUAUCCCGGAUCAACAUUUUGUAAAUUUCUUUUUUUAUAUUUGCAAAUCUAUGGUAAAUUCCCAUGUUCCCCUGUCUGUAUGAGUUUUGAACAUCUGUUAACUAUAGAAGUUGGAAUGAUUGUCUUGUGGACACUCUUUGUCCUCAUAUAUUCUUUAAUAACAUAUUUUAGUGGUAAUCUUAUUUUGGCACUUUUCGCUCUUGAAGCAUUGAACUAAAUUAUGAUUGCGCUAUCUACAUUAUUUAUGUGCUAUUACUUCAGAAAAAAAGAUAAUGCGCUUAUUCUUAAUUGUGCUCAUUUAUUAUAAUUUGAAAAUGCAUGAAAAUUUGAGUGCACCAAACUUAGCAUGUAUACUAAUACAGUAUUCAAAAUUAAUCAAUUCCACAGCCCCCCACCUAAAAUAACAACAACCACAAUAUAUGGAUGGCCAAUUUUUAAGGCCUGUUUGGGAGUUCUCAAACAUCCUGAUAUCAAGCUACUACCCUGACCUGACCAUACCAAACAAUUUGAUUUCAUUGUAAUUGAUCACUUAAUCUCCAUUUCCAAAUGAAUUUAUGAUAAAAUGAUAGAGCCAUGCUCUAUCUUCCAUGAUUUAUCUGGAGGAAAAAAAUUACUUCACCGUGAAUUUCCAGAAAAGAGCGCACUACAAAAUGCGAUAAACUCUUUAAGUUCACAUCUAUUGUACUGACCCAAAUCUCCUUUCCUUUUGACCCAUAAUUAAUAAAACUACACUUACAUUGUAUUGCUUUGGUAUGAUAUAAAUUUUUCAUUCCCAAAUUAAUGUUCUCUGAAUUCCUUUUAAUUACAAGAAGAUUAUCUUUUUGUAACUAAAGUAGUCUACAGCAAACCUCCAUAUGUUAAACAUUGAUGUGUCUUUCUGUAGGUUUUGUUUACUUGUGAUAUUACAGAGUGAGAAAUGCCAGUAGUAUGAGAGUGAUUGACAGGUUAUUAGUAAAUAGCAUGUACGGUAGAUGCAUUUUUUUCACAGAGGAAAAUCACAAAACAUUUGUAAUGCAUGUUCCAGUUUUCAUUGUCAUCACAUCAAUAAACUAAUACCUGAAAAUGGGA